CGUCUUCUGACAGCUCCGCUCGCCGGAGGCUUCUCGCCAACAGCUAUCCAUCAUCGUAUCUUGGACGGGGGCUGGUCGUGCUGGUCACCUUGGUCCAAAUGCUCGGUGACAUGUGGAGGAGGGCACUACAUGCGCACCCGCACCUGCAGCAACCCCCCACCGGCCUACGGAGGAGACAUCUGCCUGGGAUUGCAUACUGAGGAGGCUCUGUGCAACACACAGCCCUGUCCAGAGAGCUGGUCGGACUGGUCCGAGUGGACCCGCUGCGACGCUCUGGGCGGCCAGAGCCGCGUGCGCCACUGUGACGUCCUCUUCCCCACAGGCAACCAGUGCUCAGGCAACAGCAGCGAGACGCGGCCCUGCCCGCCCGACUCCAACUUCAUCCCAGAAGUAUCCAUCGCUCGCUCCAGUCAAGAUGACCGGCGGUGUGGAGACUUUAACGUGUUCCACAUGAUCGCGGUGGGACUGAGCAGCUCCAUAUUAGGUUGCCUGGUGACCUUGUUGGUGUACACCUACUGCCAGAGAUAUCAGCAGCAGUCCCACGAUGCAACCGUGAUCCACCCCAUCUCCGCAGCACCGCUGAACACCAGCAUCACCAACCACAUCAACAAGCUGGACAAGUAUGACUCGGUGGAAGCCAUUAAGGCGUUCAAUAAGAAUAACCUGAUACUGGAGGAAAGAAACAAGUACUUCAACCCUCAGCUUGCCGGAAAAACAUACACCAACGCAUACUUCACAGACGUGAACACCUACGAUGACUAUUAAAGGGAUUACUUGUGACCAGUGCUGUUUGGAUGGAUACCCAAGUAUCGAUGUCAUCAUCACCAUCACCUCAUGCAUACUAUAGUAGAUACCGUAGUUUGUCCCUCUGUUUUUUUGUUGUUGCUUUUUUGUGGUCUAUUAUGAGAUGUGAGAAACCUUCCGUGUGGGACCAUGUUACUGACCGAUGCCAGCCGACGCCUAUUUAAUACUGUGAGACUCGCUUCCACGCCAACCUAGAAGGACGUCAGUUUAGCGUCUCACCAGUAGCCUCGGGAAGUUCUUCUGCUGAGAAAACUAAAUUUUCAGCUCUCUGUCGCGUGCAGGACAGAGGAAAAAUCAUGGAAUGAGGUCUAUUUUUUUUUUCCCAACAAAAAAAAAUGAACUUGAAGAGGAAAUAAUCACUGUUUGACCCCUGUGAACAAUACAGAGCCUAAUGAAAUAAAAACGAUGAAUUUAAAAUGUUCUCUUUGCUUUUAGCGGAUGACGCCACAGGAGUUGCUUUGCAUGACUUCAUCGGAUGUGUCCUAGGUUGCUUCAUCUUUUUGCAUGGUUGAUCGCAUUCCAGAGUCUCAGGCCUGUCGUCCUGGAGACAGCUCUUCCUGUUUGUGCUGAGUCAGCAAGCCCCUGUGCCUCGCUGAGGACCCCUCUGUGGUGCCCAGUGCUUUCGCCCGCCCAGAAAGAAAAGUUUGGCUGAGCCAGACUAAGUCAGACAAUCACAGUGUAGAUACAGUACUUAGGGGCACUGGCCAGUUCUGCUCUGUAGCCAAUGAAGGCUCUUGUUAGUUGAAAUUUGAUGGUUAAAGUAUCAAUGUUUUUGUUGUAUAGUGAACUCACGACGAACUGUGUGUCUGUUGUAGCUUUUCUCAGUUUUAACCAUUAAACUACAGGUUAGUUUGACCAUCGUAACUCAUAUCAUCCAUCCAAGUCUCUCACCUUUGGACUGUAUACAGCGCAAGCUGAAAGUGUGAAACCGUAUAUGAAUAUUUUUCCCUAACAUUUUGAGUAUUACAAGCAUACGGCAAUGUUACAUAGCUUGUUGACAGCAUAGUAACUGUGCUACACUUAAAAAUGGUGCUCCUUAACACAAGCUAAUUGAUAAUUAUGCCAACUGUUUUUAAUCAAAAAAGAAAAAAAAACUGUCAAAAAAUGAAUUUUCUGUUAUGGAACUAAAUGUUCAACGCUACAUGUUUUUUCAAUUUCUACUAAUUCUGCUUUUGUUUUGUUCUGUUUUUACCUGUAAGUUUUGUUCUGCUUGUUUUCAAUGUGCAUAAAUUAAACUCGCUUCAUAUACCUGAUGGUUG
Alosa alosa (allis shad) is the source of this 2063-nucleotide messenger RNA. Its product is annotated as semaphorin-5A-like. The record is from RefSeq and is a predicted model, not a curated record. NCBI's taxonomy places the organism in Eukaryota, Metazoa, Chordata, Actinopteri, Clupeiformes, Clupeidae. The coding region runs from base 130 to 765 and encodes 211 amino acids. The transcript has 6 exons.